CUCAAAGUCGCAAAAAGCCCAAUAAUCCUUUCAAAAGACUGUUGAAACAUCGUAUUAUCCUGUGCGCUUUUCAAAAUUCGAAAGUGCGACGAGACAAAGAAAUAUUCUGAUGCGUUCAGCUGAAAUAUGGUUGGCUCAAUUGUUUUGUUGCCAAGGGAAUUUCAUGCUUGUUUAGUUCCUUCCGCGUGGGUCAUGUAAACACACGAGCGAUCGAUCGUAAACUCAAAUCAAAAACCUGCCUACGAAGCGAAAGCUAGCCGUUCUAUUGAUUAAAGAUAAGCAGAUAAUUAUUUCACAUUUCUAUCUCAUUAAUAUUCAUAUUUUCGAUUAUCCGGACUCUCGAUUAUCCGGACUAUUUACCGAGGUUCCGAUGAGUCCGGAUAAUCGAGGUUCGACUGCACUUCUUGUUUGUACUUGCUUAACUCCAAAUACCUGAGGAUUUGCGAAACCUUUUCAUGGUCUGAACAGAAACACUCUAUAGCGGAGGUAGGGCCAACCAGUCAUUCUAACAUUCCCCAAACAAUAUCUCUCAGCAAAUUUAUAGUCAUCGAUAUAAAACCUCUUUGUCCAUUAUUUUAACAGAACCACGUCAGAAAGCUUUUUUUCAUAACCGAAAGCUUUAUCAUCAGCGCUUUAAGCUCAACCUCAGCCAUGCUGUCUUCCGAAAACCAAAAUUUCUAACAGAACCUUUACGUGACCUAAUAUGUGUCACACGAGUGAUACCAAUAAAUAAUAUCAGCUUAAUUCUCGGAAAAUCAUGAUGAAACAGCUAUACGUGACGACAGAUAGGUCAGCAGAGUACUUGCAUUUUAUACCUUGAAUAUUUUCUGAUAUCUUGUCCACAUAAAAGUCCUAUUCUCUCUCUGAGGUGACAUUGAAAAUCAAUCAAGUAAGUCAUCUAUCUAAGUAGCAGUUUACUCUUUUUAGUCAGUGUCAUGGUACGGACAGUUUAUAGGAAGGUGUUACUGCAAUACUGAAACGAAAAUUUAAAUAUUCAAGGGCGGAAGUUAGUCAUGUGUUGAAUCAAAUAUUCAUCUUUAACAGAGAACUUAAGAACUUUCCUGCAGCAGGUUUUUAACACAGGUUAACGAUCAAACUUGAGCAGGGCACACAAGGAAUCGAACUCAAGCUAACUGUUUAUUGCAGUUAAAAAGUGAAUGCGCCCGCGGAGUUCAGCUGGUUUUAGGGCUCGGCAUAUUGACAGAGUGAGAGAGAGUUCAGUGGAUUCCAUACGCUGUGCUACUACAAAACAUCCUGUUGAACUAUGAUUUCACUUUGUAGUUAAUAGAUGCAAAAUAUAUGAGUAAAGACUACCAAUCGAUCUGGAUCGAAAGGCGAUAAAUAGAUAUGAGAUUCUCUGUAUUGCUUUUCUCUGCCUCGGGAAAUCGAAAGCGAACGCGAAAUUUCAAUGUCACGCUAUCGAAAACCGUUGUGUUCUUGAUGCCAAGCUCCAGGGACAUGGUAGAAUAUCGAUGAAUAGCCAAGUCCUAACAAUUUUCCAUUGAUUAGCUGUUAGCAAAGAAGGCUUAUACAAAUUUCAACGGCUUUGUUAUCUUACAUUUAUUUGUGCCCUGGGGGCUGGAACACAUUCACUUUAAUACAUUUUCCCAAAAAGCAACUAACUUAUCAAUCUUUUGCUCUCCAAUAUUCUACGAUUUUACCGAUGGGUUCAGUUUGUACAAAAUUACUUGGAGCAUUUACCGUAAUCCUUUAACUCCCAACUUUAACUCUCCUCUUUGGCCGCUUAAAAAAUUCUAUUUUAAAUUAGCUAAGAGAAUUUAGUUUUAGAUCAAAUGAACAACUUCUUACUAAUAAGUAUGAGUAUUCUCAUUAUCUUUUGGCUGGGUAAUGUAUGGAUCAGCUCGAACUUACGUGUCAAUCACCCCUGGGAAUUAAAGGGUUAAUAUUAUGGUUGACUACUACGAGCUUAAAUUUUGGUGUUUUUACUAAUUGUAAUGUUGUGGAUUUUAAAACGUGUCAGUCACUUGCCGUGUACAAUGUUUUGGUUUUUUAUUGUCUUUCCUCCUGCUCUCAGGAUAAGAUGACUCCACCCAUCUUGAUAUCUGCACCAGUGGUAGUACACGUUAUCAUUUCUUUUAUGUCGAAAGGAUGUUUCUGUUAUGUUUGGGAUGCGUUGCCAGAUAAUUGUACUUGCGCUCGAAAAGGCCACCCAACUUACAGUUUAUUUACCAUGCCACGAAGGAGAAUUAUUUAUAACGAUGCAAAAGAUAAGUACACCUAUACCUUCUUUCCUUGCGGGCCGGACAAUUUGAUCUCUCCAAGGAAACCGGAUAAGGAAAGUUGCAAGAACGUUGCACUGUGUCAAUACGACACAACGGGAACACCACAUGUAUACAGAGAUAUUGGUGAACAGAAAGACGUUAAGUGCGAAGCCACUGAUGAUUACCCGUUUGCACUGAAAUAUGCUGUAACAUCAGGGCCUUUUACAGGAGGUGGUUCCACGGUCAGAAUCGAGUGCAGUAGUGAUCCUUCCGCUAAACUUGUACCAGUUAGCACCAGUUCAAUAAAUAUGAUAUUUAUCCUCAAAACUCCCUGUGGAUGUCCUAAUCGGUGUUUAGCUCCUACCUCAACUAAACCAGGACCCACAGCCGCGCCCCUAGGUAAGAUGUUUGUCUCAGAUUGGGAAAUGGACAUCCUAUUAUCAAUUGCAGCAGUAGCUCUUUUAGCCAUGUGCCUUUUUCUAUGGUGGCGUGGGUUCAUCAGGUUGCCAUGCCGUAUCUGUCGCCAUGACCACGAUAACCGGGGGGGCGGAGUUGGGGAAAGAGGCGCAUCAGAGAAUACUUCACUUAUAAACGAUCGAGAACAAAAUUAUCACGCUAUUGAACACGAAGACUCUGGGGCAGAGCGAAAUCUAACAGAGCCAGUCCAAGUCGAAGAGGGAGAUGUGAAAGAUGAGUGUAAAUUUGUCACACGCGGCAUCGGAGCAGUUGUUGUUUAAUUUACUCUGUGCCCUAUUGUGUUCUAACGUGUCUAAAGACUCUAAUAAAUUACAGCGUUGAAUAUCUCUGUCUUCUAGGGCAUA
Messenger RNA from Pocillopora damicornis (cauliflower coral), 3043 nucleotides. RefSeq lists its product as uncharacterized. The record is from RefSeq and is a predicted model, not a curated record. Lineage: Eukaryota; Metazoa; Cnidaria; Anthozoa; Scleractinia; Pocilloporidae.